AAUAGCGUCCCGCCAUAUUGGAUUACAGGAAGAGUAUCACACGCGGCAGUAUACGGUCUAUAGAAGAAGUAUUGACAUUGAUUUAGUGUUGAUUUGGGAGCGAAAUGGUGAAUUUCUGUGCUUUUAUUGGAUGUAGUAGUAGGGGAGGCAGGGAUAAGAAGUCGUUUUACCGUUUACCGGCUGUAAGGCAAUCGGAAGGGGAGAAAACCAGGGAAUUGUCCACGAAACGUCGUGCUAAAUGGCUGUCACAGAUUUCACGAGAUAUAAGACCUUCCAACUUGCAGUACACACGAGUCUGCUCAGAUCACUUUAUAAAUGGUAAGCCUGCUGAUUUAUAUGAUGAGACUAAUCCUGACUGGGUCCCAACUUUAAAGCUGGGAUAUAAAAGUAAGGAAAGGGCAACCCUAGCUGGUGAAAGAUACCAAAGAGCAGUAGAAAGAAAGGCGACACGACAGAAAGUAGAGGCAGCCUCUGGGUUUCUUGACUUGCAGCUACCACCUGCUGAUCAUAUAGUCCAUGAUGAUGUUACAACAGAAAGAGAAACUGGUACAGCUUCACAGACAGACUUAGAAGGGAGCAGUAUUACUGCAAUGAAGGCUGAUUAUCAAAACCUUCUUUCUGAAAAAUUGAAGGAAAAGCUCAACUCUGAGAGAAAGUUUGACGCAGACUUUUUUGUUGAUAAUGAUGAAAGGGUGAAAUACUAUACAGAAGGAACAUCUAGACGGGAGCUUGAGGAGGCAGUCAUGGACAAUUUUCAAGAUUUCUUAUCAACUGUGGAAGAUAACAUCACGGGCUACACAGAAGCACUAGCUUGGAAUGAGAAGGACACCAUUACAGAUGAAAAUGACAUUCUGGAAAAUAAGAAGUAUCAGGCUGUGGACGUGAGUCCAGCCGCAGUUCUUGGCUGGUUAACAGGACAAAAACAUCGCCCUGUAAAUGGAGAACCGCUUAAUAUAACAGCACAUUUCGAUCACGAUUGCAAGGAGAGAAAUCCCGAGCACACCAUCUGCUUUCCUCAAGUUGGAGCAUGUAGCAGGGAAAUUACAUUUCCUGUGGCACACAUGACUGACGUGAAAGAGUUUGAACACGUAUUCCUUCUGGCUCUUUGCAAAGGUGGUGCAUUUUCAAAUGCAUGA
Molecule: messenger RNA, 1136 nt
Organism: Lingula anatina
Lineage: Eukaryota; Metazoa; Brachiopoda; Lingulata; Lingulida; Lingulidae
Source: RefSeq, a predicted model, not a curated record